CGUUCACACUUCUCUUGGUGUUCAAACACAAUAAUAAAUACAAACAGUGACAUUACAAGUCAAAGCAAAUGGGGAGAGAGCUUUGCGAACAGGAAGGAGGUUGACGUGAUUUCCGCAGGCUCAGACCGGGGAAAGUUGUUUCCUGAAGUUGACGUUUCCACCCCAGAGUCCUGCUGCCCGGGCAAAAUGACUGCGACACGUUUCUCGGACUCUUGAGAGACGUCGUUGGUGUUUUUAUUUAUUUAUUUUUUAUUUUUUCUCCGAGAACAUGAGCUCCAAGACUGAAGACGCAGAGGCGAGCCUGCAGGCCCAGCUAGCCGAGUUCCGAGCUCAGGCCGAACACUGGCAGGGCGUGGCGACGAUCUGCGAGCUGAGCAAACAGGAGGAACUGGCAGAGCUUCAAAAACAAUGUGAUCAAGAGAUCCAGUCCCUGCAGGAGGCUCUCAGAGAGACGGCAGCGCAGUAUGAGGCUCGGAUAUCCGUCCUCCAGUCUCAGGCUGGGGAGUGGAGGAGAGCCGGGGGACAGAACGUGAUCAGUGGAAGGAGAGGCAGGACAGCUGCAGAAGUCUCCAGUAAUGACGCCCCCACGUCGACCAGCACCAGCAGCCUGGCGGAGGCCGAGGCCAUGUUGUCGACGGACAGGAGGCACAACCAAUCAGCUGAGCCCGAGGCGGCGGUGGUGGAGGGCGAAGGGACUCCUCCCGCAUCGGAGGCGUAUUUUUCACUGCGGAACUGCGACUCGGCCUCGUUGUCGUCCUUCUCGUUAGACACGCCCUCUCUGCCCAGAAAACUCCACGCUCAGGAGGACACCGACUCUCUGGUCUCCACGGGAACUUUGGUGCCCGAAGCCAUCUACCUGCCGCCGGCCGGACACCGGCUGGUCACGCACGGCGACUGGGAUACACUCAGUGAUCGGGUGUCAGAGCUGCGAGGGCAGGUGUGUCGGCUGCAGGUUGAGAAGGAGGAGCUGGAGAGGGAGCUGGACACACAGACCAACCACACACACAAACAGGUGUCAAUGCUGCAGUGUCAGGUCCACACUUCAGAGGUCCUCCUCCAGGAUUUGCAGAAAUCUUUCAGCCAAUCACAGAAUGCCGUCCAGAGUCGGCUGGCAGAGUUAUCCUUUUCCCAGAGGAAGGUGUGCAGUGAGCUGUCCCGACUGAAAGGAGAGGAGGUUGAGGAUGAGGGACCUGACUCCAGCUCAUCAUUCCCAGCAACACUGCAGGGGGCGCACUGCGAGGAGCGUCUUCGCAUCGAGAUCGUCAACCUGAGGGAGCAGCUGGCCGCCCGGACAGAGGAGGACGAAGUUUUAGAAGUGCAGCUGUCCAGUCUGAAGACGGAGACGGAGAGGAUCCAGAGUCAGAAGGACCAGUUGCAGGCUGAACUGCUGGCCUGCCGCACUGAGCUGGACGCCCUGCGGUUGGCGCUGUCUCAUGUGCAGCGCACCAACAAGACCCUCAGUGCUGACAAAGCAUCCAUGCAUCAACAGUGUCUGGAGCUGCGGAGCCAACUGAUCAGCCUGCGCUCGCAGGUGGACACCAGCCAGACGGUCCAGAUGGACUUCGUCCAGCUGUCCCAGUCGCUGCAGAUGAAGCUGGAGGUAAUUCGGCAGGCUGAGAGCAUCGAACAAGUCAGGGAAAUCCUGGAGGACGGAGUCAGUGAAGCUGGUUCCCUGCCUGCAGACGCUUCGUGAGUUUUAUAUAUAUAUAUAUAUAUAUAUAUACUGGAACCAAAGAGCACGGACCACAAUUCACUUCUCCAAUAAGGACCGACCGACCACAUGAAAUACUGUGGUGACCACUGCGACCACCAGCUGGUGCUGCUAGCACCUCUAACAUGGGAUGCUCCUAAAGAGACAUUGUUUUGGGGAUCGAGGUGACGGUUACCAUGUCGAUGACUGAAACUGUUGCUUUACCCCCAAAACUUAAAUGCUUUUGGGUAAAAAAAGAAGAAAAGUGUUCACAUUACCUUUUUUCUAAAAUCCAGUAACACUUUUAUUCCUCUCCUAACACUCGUAAAUGUAAUCUGUUAAACUGACAUGAAACGCUCCGCAGUCUGUAUUUCACUGUCACUAAUUGAAAUGCAAACAUUUCUUUGUAAAGCAGCGGAUCACAGUGCAAUAAUGAAUAACUGCGGCACAAAGUAGAAACUCAGACGGGGUUGUGAUCGUAUGCAUAAUUGUCGUCUUUUUGUUUUAACUCGGCAUCGUUCACUGAUCUUGUUCGCGUAGCUUUUAAACUCCAAGUUAGUUCACGGUUGUGUAUUUGAACAGACGUGAACUCUAUGAAGAAAUGUGAAUGUGUCCCAUCCCGUCACUUUGUUCUAUGUUCAUACAUUUUAGAAAGGAAAUAUAGGCCGUCACAAUCUUUUCUUCAACCUUUGAGUUCAUAUUCAAACACUAUGAGAAGGUUUCUCAACCAGAGACGCCUGCUAUUCAGAAAGGGUCAAAGGAAAUGAAAAAGACUGAUGUGCAUAUUAUAUUUCUCUAUGCGAUAUACUUUAAUAUACUGUGUGAUUUGAUCAUUUCCAUCCAACCUCAGUUGGAAAUACACGAUCUUGAAAAUACAAAGUACAGCUGCUGCACGAAACCUUUGUUACCUGGAGAGAGAUGAUAGUUUAGUCUUAAGGUAUUAAUACGGGAUUAUACAUCAACGUGUGACUUUAUUGUGAUAACAUCUGCCGCUGUCUCACCUGUGCAGCAACUCUCAUAAACCAAACAGCAUUCGUAAAUGUGUUAUUUUAAUGUUGAUGCAACACUUACUAACCCUUAAUAAUAAUAAUAAUUAUUAUUCCUGUUGUGCUCCAUUGAAUGACAUAACCGUAAUCAGAAAUAGACAUUCAACAUCUAUUAAUACCAUUGUUUACAUAUAAAAAACUUUUGAAAACGACAUCCAAGACUUUCUUGAAUACAUAUCUUUAUUCUUUAAGAAUAGAAUCAACACAAUAUUUUGAAUAACUCACCUACAUAUUAACUUCAGUACAUACACAGCAAAAAAUAUUUUGCAGCUUUCUUUUGGUGUUUUUUCAGAUGGCUUAUUUUGUUUUCUUUUGUUUUCACGCCGCCAAAUGUUUUGAUCACGGCAAGCGGCUGCUGGCUCCUCCAGCGGCAGCGCUCUGCCUUUUCCUCUCCAUCCUCUGCUCUCUCUCUCUCUCUCUGCUUCUGUCGCUCUUUGCCUCUUAGACUUUCCCUGCAGAGCAAAACAAGCGGGUCAGCUGAGCGGUACGGCAGCGUGCCGAGGUUUAUGUUGUGUCGGAAAAUGCUUUGAGAGAAGAGUCCGUGUGUGUGGCAGCUGUCUCUCAUUUGGCCUCGGCUGCUGGUGAUUGGCAAUCAGUCAGCAGCCGAGGCCGCCCUCAUAAAAGCUCCCAGUUGAGAGUGGAGCAGGGCAGAGUGAGCAGGGGCGCAGGUUUGCGGUCUGCUGAGUAUUGUGUAGAUACAAAUAAACAUGGUAUCCAACGAAA
Pseudoliparis swirei is the source of this 3459-nucleotide messenger RNA. It is a transcript of the gene rabep2, whose product is annotated as rabaptin, RAB GTPase binding effector protein 2. NCBI's taxonomy places the organism in Eukaryota, Metazoa, Chordata, Actinopteri, Perciformes, Liparidae. Gene Ontology annotation, biological process: endocytosis. Gene Ontology annotation, molecular function: growth factor activity; GTPase activator activity. The coding region runs from base 269 to 1693 and encodes 474 amino acids. The transcript has 12 exons. The record is from RefSeq and is a predicted model, not a curated record. Gene Ontology annotation, cellular component: intracellular membrane-bounded organelle.